Molecule: messenger RNA, 1104 nt
Organism: Bipolaris maydis ATCC 48331
Lineage: Eukaryota; Fungi; Ascomycota; Dothideomycetes; Pleosporales; Pleosporaceae
Source: RefSeq, a predicted model, not a curated record
AUGCCAGGCAUAGCAUAUUACUCUUGCGCGAAAGCCAUCCUCAAGUAUAAACUUGGAGAGCGUAAUAUCCCCGUUGCGCAGGCCUUGACUCUGGCCGCACUCUACAUGAACCAAAAUGGGAUGCUUCACGAUAGCUUGACGUAUCUUUGCAACGCUCGAGACAUAUACAUAGACGUUGUCAAGACUAAUACGUCUCUCUCUGACGAGGCAAAGAGGAGUUUUUGGAUUUAUUGGGAGCUGACAUGUGGUAUCGACAACUACUCCAAUUGGGCAUCUGAUCCUUUGCGCAACCACUUGAACACAUUAGUUCCAGAGAAAAAUGUGGAACGGUCUCCUGAAAGAGUUUACUGGAACAAAAUAGCUCUCCGAAUCCUACUUGAUGGUUUGCGCGAUUCUGCGCGUUUACAUCUCUCAACAAAGAUAGAAAUGGAUGAGAAGGAUCUAUGUGAUUCGGUGCGCCCGCAUCUCCCGACGGCGCCCCGAUAUGUCCCGACAACAAGGGAGAUGGAUGAAAAGGACCUGUGUGGUUUUGUACAUCUCGCAAACGAGCACAUCGGCAUGUUGGAAGUAUGGAGAUCGAAUUUAGUCCCACAAUUGACCUGGAAAGAUACAGAACCUCCAUCAACUGACCCUAUCAAAGCCUCACUACAAGCAGAAUACUACGAGGGUGCGGCUGCACUGUUGAGGCCAUACCUGGACAUUGCAGUACAUGCAAUGCGUUAUAAUGCUGACUCUGUAUCGAAAGAGUUAUCGGAAGGACAGCAAGGGAUUCUCAAAGUCCUCUUCGACUGGGAGAAACACGCUCUCUCAAGUAUGGUCUGCUUUGACCGUGUUGGGACAGCUUCCGACAGCAAAUACGAGAUGAAAUUCAAAAAUGUCUUCCUUUUGCGCGCUCUUCGUUUCUCUGCAAUUCAUCCAUGGAUCGCUGAGCAAACAAGACUCACAGAUGAGAAAGUGGAUAAACUCCAUCGCUACACUAUCAAAAGCUUGUCUAGUUUUCGUGCAGGUCAUCGAACCUUGACUCGAGAUCUUGAGGCUUUGAAUCGGCUUCAGUCACUAGGAGACUCAGUGCCGUGGAUGGACCUAGUUUCAGCGUAUGAGUAG